AAGUGCUUGCUGCAAACUGGUUGAAGCUAAAGCUGGAACAUUUGCACCAUUCCUCACUACACACUGUUGCUCUCAAUAAAUUGCUGCAUUUAUGAAGAAUUCUUGACGCUUUGCUGCCUGUUAUUCUCCUGCUUUCCAAACUUCUAUGUUGUUUAACUGCAUCCACUCUUCAGCAGCGUUGGACUGACACCAAUUAAGCUUGAUUAAGCAACACACCUGUCUUUGGGGGGUGGGGGCGCGCGCCUCCCCUUUGAGCCUAUAAAAUUGGGGCAAAGACACCAUUUACAUCCAUUUGAUGGAAGAAUUGGGAAAAGCCUACAGACUUGUUUCAUCUCAGAGGCAAACAAUUUGUUUGCGCAGUAAAUCUGCCUUAAGCAAUGGGAAAAGAGAAGACUCACGUUAAUGUGGUGAUUAUUGGUCAUGUUGACAGUGGCAAGUCAACCACCACCGGACACCUCGUUUACAAAUGUGGUGGCAUUGAUCAGAGAAGACUGGAGAAGUUUGAGAAAGCGGCUGCACAGAUGGGAAAGAGUUCCUUCAAAUUUGCCUGGGUGUUGGACAAGCUGAAAGCUGAGCGGGAGCGUGGAAUCACCAUUGAUAUUUCACUGCUAAAAUUUAACACACAAAAGUACACUAUGACAAUAAUUGAUGCUCCUGGCCAUCGUGACUUCAUCAAAAACAUGAUAACUGGGACAUCACAGGCUGAUGUUGCCCUCUUGGUGGUCUCUGCAGCUAAGGGAGAGUAUGAGGCUGGUGUAUCAAGAAGUGGUCAGACCAGAGAGCACGCCUUGCUGGCUUACACGCUGGGUGUCAAGCAAAUCAUAGUCUGUGUGAACAAAAUGGAUCUGAGUGAGCCACCUUACAGCCAGAAGCGUUUUGACGAAGUGGUGCGAGGUGUGAGCGGCUUCCUGAAGAAGAUUGGUUAUGACCCCACGACUGUGCCUUUUGUUCCAAUUUCUGGCUGGACCGGGGAGAACAUGAUAACUGCAACCCAGAAGAUGCCUUGGUUCCAAGGCUGGAAAGUCAGACGAAGGGAAGGGAAUUCAAGUGGAAGAACUCUACUUGAAGUUCUGGACUCAAUUCACCCACCUGUGCGGACCAUCAACAAGCCGUUACGAUUGCCUCUGCAAGAUGUCUACAAAAUUGGAGGAGUUGGGACUGUACCAGUGGGCAAGAUCGAAAGUGGCGUCCUCAAACCUGGUAUGACUCUGAUGUUCUCCCCUGCCAAGCUCACUGCUGAGGUCAAGUCUAUUGAGAUGCACCACCAGGGGCUGCAGGCAGCUCUUCCAGGGCACAAUGUUGGCUUCAACAUUAAGAAUGUGGCUGUUAAGAACCUGCGGCGUGGGGACGUGGCUGGCAAUGCCCAACAGGAUCCUCCAUCAGAUGUCAGCAGCUUUGAAGCUCAGGUGAUUAUCCUGAACCAUCCAGGGAAGGUCAAAGCCGGCUACUCUCCUGUCCUGGACUGCCACACAGCCCAUGUCACCUGUCGCUUUGCUGAGCUAAAGGAGAAGCUGGAUCGUCGCACAGGCAAGAAGCUGGAGGACCAGCCACAGAUCCUGAUGUCUGGAGAUGCUGCCACAGUAAAGCUGGUUCCCAUCAAGCCCAUGUGUGUCGAGAGCUUCUUCACAUACCCUCCCUUAGGUCGCUUUGCAGCCAGAGACCUGAAGCAGACUGUUGCUGUAGGUGUCAUCAAGUCGGUGGACAAGGACCACGGGUCAAAACCAACUAAAGCCCAAGUGUUUAAAUAACUUUGUUUUUGGUAUUACUGGUUUUUGUGAACAAUUAUAUUUAGUAAGAUUGAAUCUUUGUGUUUUGACACAAAGUCUUUAUUUUGUGUUUGAAAUGUAUAGUAUUCCUGUGUUGAUAUUUAAUCCAAAAGAAGCUGUAGAGUUGGAUGGUGUUUUGGUUAAAAUGUGAAAUCUGAAUUGAGAUGACAAAAUAAAGAAUUGUUU
Scophthalmus maximus (turbot) is the source of this 1952-nucleotide messenger RNA. RefSeq names its product Elongation factor 1-alpha-like (gene eef1a1l3). Gene Ontology annotation, molecular function: translation elongation factor activity; GTP binding; GTPase activity. The coding region runs from base 378 to 1748 and encodes 456 amino acids. NCBI's taxonomy places the organism in Eukaryota, Metazoa, Chordata, Actinopteri, Pleuronectiformes, Scophthalmidae. The record is from RefSeq and is a predicted model, not a curated record. The transcript has 7 exons. Gene Ontology annotation, biological process: translation; translational elongation.